AUGUCAUGGUUGAAGGCCCACUUUGAAAGUAAUCCAAGAGACUUAGAUCUGUUGAAACAUGACAAAGUUUUAAGCAAGAAUGCACCUCCUUCGCACCUGCGUGAUGUGCCUAACUACCUAUUAGACAAGACCACCCAGGAGGCAAGGAAAAUGGUCAAGCUUGCAAGUGAUGCAAUGGGAAAUAAUAAUCGUCGCAAGGGAUUCAAGAGAAAACCAAAAACAGGUGGAGACCCUUUGAAGGCUAUCUCUGCUGCGGUAUCAAAAAGAUCGCACAAAGGUGGAAGCCACAACAAUAGCGGUGGUAGACAUAAGCACAGAAAGACCGACUGAUUUAUUCUAGAGUCUUGUAGCAGGCUCCACAAUUUUGUUGUAAUUUUGGUUCUAAAUAGUAUUGUAAUUGUCGUGAAAUUUAAUCUAAAGCCAAAAGAUUUGAUUUAGACGAUUCAUUUCAUUGACUGAUAGGAAAAGGCAACAUUGAAGCAAAUAUUAUACCAAAAACAAAACAUCAAUGCGUUAUUUACGCGUUUUACACUAAACAACUGUGUAGGACUUUUAACUUGUGCAUUUCUAUUAGACAGUAAAGAAGCUGACAUAUUAGAUUUAGAUGCAUUAUUGCAACAUGAGCAUUUCGAUGGAUGACUUUUGGUUGUCGAUUCACGUCAAGUUUUUGCUUCUAUCUCGAUAUUUCUCUUGUACAUUUUAGGAUUUUUAAGUUUCCAAGUAGAUCCAAUUCAUCAAUUAUUGAACAG
Arachis duranensis is the source of this 749-nucleotide messenger RNA. RefSeq names its product DEAD-box ATP-dependent RNA helicase 16. The transcript has 4 exons. The coding region runs from base 1 to 330 and encodes 109 amino acids. Lineage: Eukaryota; Viridiplantae; Streptophyta; Magnoliopsida; Fabales; Fabaceae. The record is from RefSeq and is a predicted model, not a curated record.